AUGGAGCGGCGGCAAAAGGUGCUCUUAUUAAGAGGCUUGCUUGUGCUCAAACAAGCACAGAUGGUACAGAUGCGAAGAAGAAAGGCCUGGAUGCAGGUCAUGCGGACUCAAGACCCGGACUUGUUUUUGAGAUACUACCGGAUGACACCUGACCUUUUUGACAAAUUGCACGACAUGGUCCGGGAGAAGCUGACGAAGGAGUUCGUCGUGUGCGAGCCAAUAAGCUCCGGAGAGCGCUUAGCAAUGACUCUCCGGUAUCUCAUCUCAGGAAGUUCGAUCAUGGAUAUCGCCAAAGAGUUCAGGGUUGGUCUGGAAACAGCCCGAGAAGCGGUACACCUCACAUGCGAGGUUCUGUGGCAAGAGUUAUCCCCACAUUAUAUGAAGAGAAAGACUGGAAAGCCAUCGCAGACGGAUUUUGGAAGCGCUGGCAGUUUCAGAACUGCCUGGGGGGCAGUAGAUGGAAAGCACAUUCAGAUAGAUGCGCCACCUAAAACCGGUAGCCUCUACUACAAUUACAAGUGCUGA
Messenger RNA from Ornithodoros turicata, 525 nucleotides. RefSeq lists its product as uncharacterized. The transcript is spliced from 5 exons. Bases 1 to 525 code for a protein of 174 amino acids. NCBI's taxonomy places the organism in Eukaryota, Metazoa, Arthropoda, Arachnida, Ixodida, Argasidae. The record is from RefSeq and is a predicted model, not a curated record.